CGAAAAGGUUCGUGCCACCCGGUGGCAGCAAACGCGGCCAGGUAAUACACAGACUUAGUUGUUGUAUGGACUCUGCAUAGCAGCUAGUGCCCUUUUAACUUAGUUUAGCCGCUCACAGCAACCCUGCCCACUAAGGAUUCUACUGCUCGUAACGUCGAGGGAAAAAUGGGCAUUAACUUCGACGGGCCGGCUGACGAGGGCCCCGGCUUUGUGGGCAUCAAGUUCUGUCAGGAAUGCAACAACAUGCUCUACCCGAAAGAGGACAAGGAAAACCGCGUGCUACUUUACGCGUGUCGCAACUGUGAUUACCAGCAGGAGGCCGACAACAAUUGCAUCUACGUAAACAAGAUCACCCAUGAAGUUGAUGAGCUGACACAGAUAGUGUCGGAUGUGGUGCAUGACCCUACCCUGCCACGCACAGAGGACCACACUUGCCCAAAAUGCGGCCACCGCGAAGCCGUCUUUUUCCAGGCACAAUCCAGGAGAGCUGAGGACGAAAUGCGGCUGUACUAUGUGUGCACCAACACAAACUGCACCCACCGGUGGACUGAGUGAAACGACCUAAUCAGUUUGGCCAUCUUUCAGACCAUAUGCAUCAUGUUAAUAGGUCAAUAUGAGAGUCGUGAAAUAAAAUGUUUUACCGCAUGUUGCAGUUCUGCCGCAAGGGCAAAGCAAUAAAUGUGUUAGUGAUGUCACGCAAAGAACGACAAGCAGUUGGCACUUGCAACGUGCUACUGAAGUGUAAAGAGGGACACUUGCAAAGAACUUAUUAUCGAGUUGUAUCUCAAUGCAUCUUUCCUUUUUUAUGCAAUGCAGCAUUGUUUUCUUUUCUGCAUGCAGAAUUGCUUUGACAUCCUCCUUUUACUUGUUGAAAACAGUGCGUGUUCAUUUUUAGACAUUGUAAUUUCACAGACGUAACUUGAACUUUUAAACCCUGUAUAUAGUUCUGUAUAUACAGUAUUGAUCCCCAUUGAAAAGUUGUCGUUUAAAGAUGAUGAUCGGGAGUGUGAAUUAUGAAAUGCACAAUGUACGUGCAGUGCUCAUGUGAAAGCUUUCAUGAGCAAAUCUUGCAUGUUAAAUGUAUGGGUAUGAUUGUAUUCUGACAACUCUACACUUAACAACCAUUUCAGCUGUUUAGUUCACACUCGAAAUUGAUAGUGUAUAUAUAUAUAUGUAUAUAUAUAUUCAGUUAAUUGAAAGCUAGUUCAGCAGUAGUUUUAAAUAAGUUCGACAAAUACUGCACAAUUCUUAGCACCAAUAAAGAGAAGUGUUCUCAUCAU
This is a messenger RNA of Rhipicephalus microplus (southern cattle tick), 1280 nucleotides long. It is a transcript of the gene Polr2I, whose product is annotated as RNA polymerase II subunit RpII15. Lineage: Eukaryota; Metazoa; Arthropoda; Arachnida; Ixodida; Ixodidae. Gene Ontology annotation, biological process: transcription initiation at RNA polymerase II promoter; maintenance of transcriptional fidelity during transcription elongation by RNA polymerase II; DNA-templated transcription. Gene Ontology annotation, cellular component: RNA polymerase II, core complex. Gene Ontology annotation, molecular function: zinc ion binding; nucleic acid binding; DNA-directed RNA polymerase activity. The record is from RefSeq and is a predicted model, not a curated record.